ACUUGCUCCGCUUAGGGCUGCCCCAGUGGCAUGGGGCAAGCGCCGAGCCGCAAAGGGGAUACUCGCAAUGUGAGACCCCAGACUGCCCAAGCUGCGACAGAGGAGAUGAAGAUGGCGCGCACCUCAGCUGUCAAGAGCCUGACUCUCCGGUCCAUGGGUUGUCCAAGAUGGCCCAUAUGUCACAUGGGGGAGGCGUGUGCUUCCAGCAAAGGGAAGAAGGACCAACUUGGCGAUGGCGACGUCGUCUGACCAUUCCGGCCGUGAGGAUUCAACAACUGUUCGGCUCAAGAGCAUGAUUUCAAUCGCAUUUGCAGCGGCUGUCGCCCCCAAAAUGCCAACAGUUGUGAUCUGGAGCGGUCCAAAGGGCGACGGGAAGGUGGUGAAAGACACCCUCGGGCUGGGCCUCUUCCGCUGGCGCGUGGGCAAUCUCGUCGGACUCGCUUCUGCUCAAAAAGGAAAAGACUGA
This is a messenger RNA of Colletotrichum phormii, 466 nucleotides long. RefSeq lists its product as uncharacterized. NCBI's taxonomy places the organism in Eukaryota, Fungi, Ascomycota, Sordariomycetes, Glomerellales, Glomerellaceae. The record is from RefSeq and is a predicted model, not a curated record. The coding region runs from base 233 to 466 and encodes 77 amino acids. The transcript is spliced from 2 exons.